This is a messenger RNA of Saccostrea echinata, 588 nucleotides long. RefSeq names its product sulfotransferase 1A1-like. The transcript is spliced from 3 exons. The record is from RefSeq and is a predicted model, not a curated record. Bases 1 to 588 code for a protein of 195 amino acids. Gene Ontology annotation, cellular component: cytoplasm. Lineage: Eukaryota; Metazoa; Mollusca; Bivalvia; Ostreida; Ostreidae. Gene Ontology annotation, biological process: sulfation. Gene Ontology annotation, molecular function: sulfotransferase activity.
AUGGCGAGUAAAGAGAAGAUCAGAGUUGACGGAAUAAUUCUGCCGGAACCACUUCAACAAGAUGCCAAUCAACGCCUCAGAGACAUUGAAAACUUAACUAUGAGGAAAGAUGAUGUUCUGAUCAGUUCCUAUCCCAAGUCAGGAAACCAUUGGCUGAAUGAAAUCGUCCCUCGUCUUUUGCAAGGAACAGUUGAGUCUUCCCACAGGUUGAUAUACACUUUUUUGGAGUACGUGACCGAUCUACAGGUUCUAGAAUCGAUGCCCUCUCCUAGAGUCAUGACGUCACAUCUUCCAUUUCGAUGUCUGCCAAAAGAACACAUACAAAACAACGGGGAAAUUAUCCAUAUUAUCCGAAACCCCAAAGAUGUAGCCGUAUCCGCUUUUCAUCAUUACAUCAAAGGUCCAUACCUUAAGGAUUUUGUAUCCACUGACUGGUCUGUGUUUUUGGAUGAGUUCUUUCGUGGAGAAUAUAUUUAUGGAAGCUGGUUCAAAAGAGAAAAAGAGUGGGAAGAUGCAGCACUGCAACAACCAGGGAUUAUUUUGGUUCUUUACUAUGAAGAUCUGAUAAAGAUAUGUUUGCAUAACUAG